Molecule: messenger RNA, 1701 nt
Organism: Fusarium subglutinans
Lineage: Eukaryota; Fungi; Ascomycota; Sordariomycetes; Hypocreales; Nectriaceae
Product: triacylglycerol lipase V precursor
Exons: 2
Coding region: 1-1701 (566 amino acids)
Source: RefSeq, a predicted model, not a curated record
AUGACUGUGUCGGACUAUACCCUCAACCACCCUGAGCUGGGUAGCAUCAUCGGCUUAGCCAGAGACGACGAUGUUGUUCAGUUUCGCGGUAUCCCAUUCGCGUCGGUUCCUGGACGCUUUCGCCAGAGCAUCUUGAGAGCAGGACCAUUGCCUUCGCAGCCAUUCUCUGCUCGCCAACCAGGUCCUGAAUGUCCCCAAUUGGUCCUGCCCUUCCCUUCAUACUGGACGGCGCCACCUCCCAGUGGAUAUCCCGCCCUAGAAAAGCCCAUCCAAGAUGAGUUCAACUGCCUGAACCUAUCCAUCACCGCACCACGCAAAGUCCUUGAAUCAGGCGAGAACGUGCCAGUGCUGGUCUUCAUCCACGGCGGCGCUUUCAUGGGCGGCAGUCAGUCGAUCCAGCUAUCUGGACGUGAAAUCUACGAUGCUACCGACCUAGUAAGGGCAAGUAUCGCCCGGGAGAAGCCGAUCGUGGUGGUCACCAUCAACUACCGCGUGGGACUUCUUGGAUUCCUCACGUCGGAAAAGCUGGCAGAGCGGAGUCGUGCUCAUGGCGAGGCAGUUGGCAACUACGGACUUCAUGAUCAGCGACAGGCGCUGGAAUGGGUGUCUCGUUUCAUUGGUGGGUUCGGAGGUGCUUCUGACCGCAUCACCAUUCAUGGAACUAGCGCGGGCGGCGCUUCGUGUCAUUACCAGGUUAACUUUCCCAAUCGCAAGUUUCAGAACGCCAUCCUAUCCAGUGGGACAUCUGUCGGUAUCGCGUCGAGGCCUAUGCCCUGGCAUCAGGAGCGCUUCGACUAUGUGCUAUCUCAAAUACCAAGCCUGCAAGCGGAUGGUUCUCUUCUUGAUUCAUUGGUAGAUCUUCCUCUGGAUCAGCUAUUGCCAGCGUCGCCGCCAUCACUCUACAGCCCACUUGUUGAUGGAGAAUGGGUUCCCGAGGCAGGUCUCAAACCGACCCUGGAAAAGUUGGGCAAGGCUGGUGGACCCUUGCCGAACUUGAUGAUUGGUGCAACAGAGUACGAGCGAGAUCUUACACUGAUGCUAUUGUCUGAUCUCUCAAAGCCUCUGCCGCCUCCGCCUCGACCAGAGGCAGAGAUACUCCCCAUUGCGCAGGAGGUACUUGCAGGCAGCGCCAUGAUUCCCCAAUUGAACUCUGGCGACAGUCCCUUCUGUGUCCCAGAAGUUGCACAAGCGUAUAACCUGAGUCGAGAAAAGUCUUGCUUGGACUCCUUUGAGGACCUAGCCGGCCUGAUGGCGGACGUGGCAUUCCGUACUCCACCACUGUACUCAGCAGCGGUUAUCAAGAAGCACCAGACUGCGCACGGCCAUGCUUCACACGUGCUUCUCUACGAGAUUCAAGCUACAAACCCCUACAAGAACUGGUCACUGGGCUAUAAGAGAGCCAAUCAUGGUAUCAAUGACAUUUUUCUCUUCAAUCCAGCGGAAGACCAGGUCGCGGCUGAACACCUUAAGAACUGGGUGUCUACCGUAGGCCAGAUCCGAGCUGCGUGGCUUGACUUUUGUUAUGGAAAGAUGCUCUGGGCUCCGUUCCAGUUGCCAGAGGAUAUUGAUUCGCUAGGGGGCAUUUAUGUGUUCCCAGAUGGUGGCGAGGGUAGAUUGUGUAAGACGUUGGAUGAGGUUGAUGGCAAUGCUACAGCUGCGCGAUGGCGUGCACUUCUGAAGACUUCUUUGGAGUCUAUUUAG